UUGGCGGUUCGUUUUUUUAUUUAUUUUUAUUUGUCGCUAGAGGGGUCUGAAUACUCGCUAAAUAUAGCGACAAAGUCGCUAAGUUGACAACACUGCGAUUCUAGAAUCAGCUUUAUCCAUCUCCAUAGACCAGACUGCCCAGAAGCUCACCCGCCCGGAAGCUCAUCACCCGGAGCGGAAGCUCACCGCCCGUCCAGUGUGGACAUGUUGACAUGGCAACGCUGGUGACUAAAACAUGUCUGCAAAAGCGAAACAAAGCAACAAGUCAGCGGAUAAAAAUGCAAACGAUAGAAAUGACGUUGCGUCCAAAGAAAAUUAUGCUGAAAAAGCCAACCCUCAAUGGAAACUUAUUUCCCAUGAACAAAUCAACAUGCUGUUGGAUUUGACAGUGGAACAAGUGCAAUUCCAGUUUGAAGAAAUACUUGGUUUGAAGAACUACCAGACGUGUCUGAAGGAGGCUUCCCUGUUGGACUACUUUGUCUCUGGCUUCUGGUGGACCAGGGAGAUGAACUACACCUGUCAACAGAUCUCAUUCAUCAUGGCUCUACUGCAAUUGUUACUGGACAAUAUCAGUGAGAAGCAGAUGCUGUUUGUUGAUAACCUGAAUGAGUUUGCCAAGAUGAUAUCAGGAACGCGCCAGUCUCCUUCUCCAGAGGUUGACUCACUGUUUGAUGCUGAGCAGGCCAUGUCCAUCACUGACUACCUGAAGUGCAGUCUCUUUCAGAACUACCAACUCUAUGAGUUUCUCUUCAGCCAACCUAGAGAGGAGCUGCUCCUUGGGAAGAAGAGGACCAUAGAGGUGAUCAGCUCAGCAGACUUUGUAGCCCCGCUGGAGGAAGGCAUGAACGCUGAUGACUACCUCCAUUACAUGACUCCUGUUGAGCAGCAGGAAGAGAUCCUCUCAAGCUCUGUCAGGUUGGAUGGGGCAGCGUCGCUGCACAGCUAUUUUCAGGUCUAUGCAGAGAUGUUUGAUCGUCUGGGCUCCAGCUGGGCCACUUAA
Molecule: messenger RNA, 1000 nt
Organism: Oncorhynchus masou masou (cherry salmon)
Lineage: Eukaryota; Metazoa; Chordata; Actinopteri; Salmoniformes; Salmonidae
Gene: cabcoco1
Product: ciliary associated calcium binding coiled-coil 1
Exons: 7
Coding region: 236-1000 (254 amino acids)
Source: RefSeq, a predicted model, not a curated record